GAAGUUGGUUCGCAACCCGCCAUAAAAUCAAAAGAAGAAGAAGAAGAAGAAGUACAACUAGUAGCCGGCUAUGAUGGCUCGAAAGGAAGCUGCAAAUGAGCGUCCUCUCUUAAUUUUUAUCAUCUGUAUUGUAUUUAUACAUUUGUUUAUCUGUCCUUACACCAAAGUUGAGGAAAGUUUUAAUUUACAAGCAAUUCACGAUGUUCUGUAUCACAGAUUUGAUUUUGAAAAGUAUGACCAUCAUGAGUUUCCUGGUGUGGUUCCACGUACGUUUCUCGGACCCCUGUUCAUAUCAGCACUCAGUGCAGCAAUGACUUGUAUGCUUGCCCUCUUUCAAACACCAAAGUUUUACACUCAGAUCCUCGUGAGAGGAGUUCUUGGACUAUGUGUGAUUCAGUCACUAUGGCAGAUGCAAAGAGAGGUCCGGAAGCAGUUUGGGUCAAUGGUGGCCAGUCUGUUUUGCUUUAUCUGCAUCACACAGUUCCAUCUGAUGUUUUACAGUACCAGAACCCUCCCAAAUGUGUUUGCUUUGCCUUUAGUUUUGCUGGCAUUCACAUCUUGGUUGGGCCAGAGACACGGUGCCUUCAUUUGGCUCUCCGCAUUGGCCAUUAUUGUGUUUCGCUCUGAAUUGUGUCUCUUCUUUGGCCUGAUGUUGUUGCUGUCACUCCUGAGCGGGAAACUCCAUUUUCUACAGUUGCUUUACCAUGCCGUACCUGCUGGUCUUUUAUCUUUGGGUCUCACUGUCAUGGUUGACACAGUUUUCUGGAAUAAGCUGCUCUGGCCUGAGGGUCAGGUACUAUGGUACAACACUGUCUUGAAUAAAAGCUCCAACUGGGGAUUUCCCUUUUCUGUGGUACUUCUACUCUGCUCUCCCUCGAGCUCUUGGCAGCACAAUACUAUUUAUUCCACUUGGCCUGUUGGAUAGACGAACAAGAAAACCGCUCAUCGUAACUGUAGGCUUUAUUCUGCUGUACUCCUUUCUGCCCCACAAGGAGCUCCGUUU
Messenger RNA from Sinocyclocheilus grahami, 1003 nucleotides. It is a transcript of the gene alg12, whose product is annotated as ALG12 alpha-1,6-mannosyltransferase. The record is from RefSeq and is a predicted model, not a curated record. Gene Ontology annotation, cellular component: endoplasmic reticulum membrane. Gene Ontology annotation, biological process: protein N-linked glycosylation. Lineage: Eukaryota; Metazoa; Chordata; Actinopteri; Cypriniformes; Cyprinidae. The transcript has 6 exons. Bases 71 to 925 code for a protein of 284 amino acids. Gene Ontology annotation, molecular function: alpha-1,6-mannosyltransferase activity.